AUGGAGCUCGAAAAAGAGCUGCAAGCAUUUGUAGAACCUGAAUUUGAUUCUGAUAUUAACGGUGGUUAUGCUUGGAUAAUUCUAGUAUGUACCUUCACUCUAGCGGUCUGUUCUUGGGGGAAUAAUUCAGGUUUUGCUGUAUAUUUUGCUUAUUAUAGUGAAAAUAAUUUGUAUAGAGGAGCCACUGCAAUUGAUUAUGCUGCAAUUGGAGGUAUUACUUUUGGGGUUGGAAUAGGUACUGGUCCACUAAUAAAUUAUUCAACCAGAACUCUUGGAACUAGAGGAACUUUAAUUCUUGGUAAUAUUUGUCAAUUUGUUUCCUUAUUUUUAACAAGUUUCUCUUCUCAUAAUCAAAUAUGGCAACUUUAUUUAACUCAAGGAUUAUUACAAUCCUUUGGAUUGGCAUUUUUAGGAAUGCCUGCUUUUAUAAUUUUGCCUCAUUGGUUUAAAAAUACUGGAGAAAAGGAGAAUUAUAAUAUUAGGAACAGAAUGUUAACACUUUCUCAAGGGAUAACAACCGCAGGAACUGGAGUUGGUGGUAUAUUAUUUAAUUUAGGAAUGCAGAAAUUAUUAGAAACUCAUGGAAUUAGAUGGGCAUUAAGAGUUGAAUCUUUUAUUUCUGUAUUUCUUGCUUCAAUUGCGAUUGCUUUUAUAAGAGAAAAGAAAUCAAGUAUUCAAGAUAAGAAUGAAUUCAAAGCCUAUGAUAUAUUAAUAUUAUCAUUUCCACCAUUUUGGUUAAUAAUUUUAUUCAUCGUAUUCUCUAUGUUUGCUUAUGUAGUCAUCUUAUAUACACUUGCAGACUGGACUAUUUCAAUAGGAUAUUCACCAUAUCAAGGAUCUAUUGUUGCUGCAAUGGUAUCAUUAGGAAUUACAAUAGGUAGACCAAUUAUGGGCAUUCUAGCUGAUAAAUAUGGAGCACUUACAGUCAGUGCUACUCUGCUUAGCAUUAGUGGAAUUUUAUCUUUAGCAAUGUGGAUACCAUCUAGAAACUAUGCAAGUGCGCUUACCUUAGCAUUGCUUAUGGGUAUAUUUAGUGGAGCUAUGUUUGUAUGCAUAGCUAGUAUUAAUUUAACAGUUUUGGGAUAUAGAAUUCAUAGAUUAAGUACAUUAUUUGGAAUGUUAUGGGUGUUUUUAGGUACAUCAUCAAUAAUAUCACCUAUUAUAGGUACAGCAUUACAAAUGAGAGGUCCAAAAAAUAAUCAAUACUUGUAUUGUUCUAUAUUUGUUGGAUGUUCAUUUUUGAUACUGGCUAUAAUUAUUAUUAUAUUAAGAGGGUAUAUGUUAUCAGUUCGACAAAUUGAAUCAGAAGCUGCAAAUGCUGAUUUAACGGAUGAGCAAUAUUUUGCUAUACGUCCUCGUUGGACUUUCGUGGUUAAGAAUGCCUUUAAUUAUACUACAGAUUAUUGGUUAUAG
Scheffersomyces amazonensis is the source of this 1413-nucleotide messenger RNA. RefSeq names its product monocarboxylate transporter. The record is from RefSeq and is a predicted model, not a curated record. The transcript has a single exon. Lineage: Eukaryota; Fungi; Ascomycota; Pichiomycetes; Serinales; Debaryomycetaceae. Gene Ontology annotation, cellular component: membrane. Gene Ontology annotation, biological process: transmembrane transport. The coding region runs from base 1 to 1413 and encodes 470 amino acids. Gene Ontology annotation, molecular function: transmembrane transporter activity.